UUGGUUAGUUUGGUAGCAGUGGCAGUUCAAUUAUUUGGAAGAAAAGGCAGGAAUUUGUAGAGUUCGUAGACGUUCGUGGAAGCGGAAGAAAGAAGCAUGCCGAGUGAAGGGAACGAGUUAUUUCACUGUUAUAAUCGUGGAUGUGGCCAAAAAUUUGAUCCUAACGAAAACAGAGAAGAUUCUUGUACUUUUCAUCCAGGUGCUCCAUUCUUUCAUGAUGCUUAUAAAGGUUGGUCGUGUUGUAAGAAAAAAUGUACAGACUUCACCGAAUUUCUGAAUAUAAAGGGCUGCACAAAAUCUUUCCACAACAGCGAGAAACCUCCGGAAGCAGAGAGACCUCCAGUUAGCAAAUCUAAAUCAGACGAAGUUAUUGAAUACAAAGCACCUCAGGCCCCUGUUUUCGAGUCGCUAGAAAGACCACCAUUUGAGUCGCCAAUGGUGGAACUACAGGUGGAGGUGUCACCAGCCUUAGUGCAACAAGUGAAGUCACUCACCAGGCCUGAAAGCAGAAACCCUGUAGGAAGCAAAGCUGUUGAAAUUGCCGUAGGCACGUCAUGCAAGAAUGGAGGUUGCAAACAAACAUACGAUGGCCCUGAACAUGUAGAAACUCCCUGCACACAUCAUCCAGGUUAUCCGGUGUUCCACGAGGGCCUCAAAUUCUGGUCCUGUUGUCAGCGACGCACCACAGACUUCAACAGCUUUCUGGAACAAGAGGGGUGUGUGGUAGGAAAGCAUGUAUGGAUUAAAGAAAAGGGGGCAGACCAGCAGGCAAGCUGUCGUUACGACUGGCAUCAGACGUCCAGUGAUGUUGUUGUUUCAGUAUUUGCUAAGAAAUAUGAUCCAGAUAGCUCCUCUGUGCAGUUGAAUCCAAUUCGACUUAAAGUGCACCUCUUCUUUCCUGAGGAGCAGAGUGUCUUCAAUCUAGAUUUGGAACUAUGUGGGGUGGUAGAUGUGACUCGCAGUGUUGCCAGCAUGCUUCCUACAAAACUUGAGGUGAAGCUUCGAAAAGGAGAGCCUGGUUCAUGGCCGAAACUUGAUAUUCCACGUCAGGGAGAAGUAGUGCAGGGUUCACAGCCACCGUCUGCUACUGCAAUGGAGCAACUCAUCCCUGAAGUCGACGCCGUGGAUCUCUCUGACCUGUGACAUUAUUGUGACUGUGGGGUACAUUGGAUUUAAAUUGUUGGCAUUAUUUACAUUUCAUUAUAAUACUUUCGUUAAAUUUUUGUGAAUAAGAAUGGGAGCGUCACUGAAACAGAUCAUUUAAUUAUGACAUAGUCAUAAGGACACUCAGAUUAUGUUAUAAUAUGUCCAUGUAAUUAAUGAAAGUUAUUUCUUGUUUUGUAUUAUUAUUUGUGUCAGAGGUAAACAGACAGUGUAUUAUGGCUUGCAUACAUGUUGUAUAGAUGACGAUGAAGCAAUCUUGUCCUUGCAAUUAGAUUUCAAUAAAGAUACUGAAUUAUUCUAGUGCA
Messenger RNA from Cryptotermes secundus, 1469 nucleotides. RefSeq names its product cysteine and histidine-rich domain-containing protein (gene mora). The transcript is spliced from 6 exons. The record is from RefSeq and is a predicted model, not a curated record. Bases 97 to 1143 code for a protein of 348 amino acids. NCBI's taxonomy places the organism in Eukaryota, Metazoa, Arthropoda, Insecta, Blattodea, Kalotermitidae.